AUGGUAUCAGGACCCGUUAAUAAUCAUCAUAAUCCCGAUGCCUAUACAAACGUAAUGCAAGGCCAAGCAUUAUUGAAUGGUAAUCAAUUACCAAAAAUAAUUUGGAAUCAAAUUAAAAUUCUUAUUAUAUCAAAUAAAGAUGAAUUUGAUAUUGAACGUGAUAUGUUAGUAACAGAAACUUUACCAAAAUUACAACAAUAUUUUUUAACACAAGGCAUUUAUGUUUAUUUUAUUGAUUGUAAUUUAAAUUGGAAUUUUGAUUUAUCAAAAAAUCCAUAUCAUAUAUUACGUUAUAUGAAAGAUAUUAAAGAUGCUUAUCAAACAUCAACUGGACAUUUUUUAUUAACUUUUGUUGGAAAUAAAUAUGGUCAAAUUGUUUUACCUAUUGAAUUAUCAACUAUUGAUUUUAAUAAUAUAAAAAAUUCUGCAUCUGAUUUAGGCAAAGAUAUUAAGUUACUUGAACAAUGGUAUUUAUUAGAUGAUAAACUUUUUCCACCAGUAUAUAAAUUAAAAGAUCCAGAUGAAAACUUUUCAAAUAUUCCAUCACGUUCAAUAUCAACAUAUGAUAUAAAUGCAUGUGAAAAUCAAGAAUGGAAUGAUGCAUAUCUUAAUUUAGUUGAUCUUUUUUUAAGCGUUUUAAAUGAAAAAUCAAAUAUAAAAUCUAUGUAUGAUAUUCAACUACUUUCAUGUGUAGAAAUGUUAUUUAAUUAUUCGAUUAAAUUAUCUCCAUCUGGUUCUAUGUGUAUUUUAAGACAGCUUGAUGGUUUAAAUGAAAAAAGUAAAGGUAAUGAACAUUAUAUUGAUUUACUUCCUGGUGGUCGUUUGGAUAAGAUUCGUCAAGAAAAAUUAAAACGUUUUCGUGAAUCUAUAAUAAAUAAAUUAUCAAAUAAUAAUGAUAAUAAUGAUUUUAAAAUUGAAGAGAAUCGUACUAUACUUAAUAUACCAUGGAAAGAUAAUGGUGAAAUUCAAUCUGAUGAUUCUGAUUAUCAACGUUAUUUGCGUACAUUAAAUGCAUCAAUAUUUUUACGUAUUAAAUCAUUAAAUCAACAUUUUAAUGAUUUAUCUAUAUUAAAUCAUUUUAAAAAUUCUGAACAAAUUUUUUAUAAUGAAAUUCUUAUACAUUUAACAUAUUAUUCAAAAUAUUCAUUAUAUUCAUGUCUUGGUUUUGAUUAUUUUAUUGAAAAUAAUUAUUCAUUUAAACAAUGGUUUACAUUAGCAAAUACAAAUGAACAUUAUCCAUUUAUGAUAUUUGGUAGUCGAGCAUCAGGAAAAACAUUAUUAUGUACAAAAAUAGUUCAAUAUCUUUUAAAUAAUUUAGAAAAAAAUGUUCAAUGUAUAAUACGUUAUUUUAAUUUAACAACAAAAUCACGUAAUAUUGUUGAAAUAUUUUCAUCAAUAUGUACACAAAUGAGUUCAUUUGAAAAUGCACCAAUAUUAAAUAAUGAACAACAAAUUAAUUAUAUUGAAUAUUAUCAAACUAUUUUAACAAGUUUAUCAAAACAACAAAAACCAUUUAUAUUAAUGAUUGAUGGUAUUGAAGAAAUAUCACCAACAAGUCAACAUAUAUCAUCUAUUGGAUUUUAUCAAGCAUUACUUCAAUUACUUCCACCGAAAGUUUAUGUUAUAUUAUCCGUGAGUCGAAGUGUUCAUUUAUCGUCUUCCAAUGAUAUGCAAAUUCGUGAAAUGAUUGAACGAAUUGAAAAAGAAAAUUGUCUAAUUGAAUUACCUUUUUUAAGUGAAGCAAUAACUAGUCAAGAUUUAACAUCAUAUAUAAAAUCAGAAUUAAAUUCCAUUCAACAAAAUGUAAAUGAUUCAGCUUUACAAGCAUUAUCAAAAUGUGUAUAUCAACAAUUAGAUAAACAAUCAUAUAUAUUUUAUCUUUUACGUCUUGUUUUACAUGAAAGUUAUUUAAGUUAUUUAUCACAACAAAAAAAACAAUUAUAUUUAACAAAUUUAAAUAUCGAUGAAAUACUUAAUGCUUAUAUUGAUCAUUGUGAACAAAAAUUUGGUCGAAAAAUUUGUUCAUUUAUAUUUAAUUAUAUUAGUUCAUCACAAUCAGCUAUUGCUGAAAUUGAAUUACUUGAUAUAUUAUCAUGUAAUAAUGAAUUUUUUUUAGAAUAUUUUCCCAAAGAUUUACCAAAGCAUUUACGUUUUCCACCAUCAUUAUGGAUUGCAAUUAAAUAUAUCUUAGGUCCACUUUUAUCUGAAAGAUAUUUUGAUUUAAAAGUUGUUAUUUGUUGGAGUCAUUCAUUUAUUCGACGACAUAUGAAACAAAGAUAUUUAAAACGAGUUGAAGAUAUCAGAAUUGCCCAUCGAGACAUUGCCAAUUAUUUUCUUGAAGCUUUUAUUGAAUCAAAACCAUUGGUUGAUAUGAAUCGAAAUGUUCAAAUUAGAGGAGAUAGUGGUCGUCGUUUUAUCUUACAACAACCACUUCUUUACUCGGAAACAACAUAUAAUUAUCGACGACUAGGUGAAUUAUGGUAUCAAUUAAUGCAUUCUGGUGAUAUUGAUCGUCUAAAAGAAUAUACAUUAUGUUGUUUUGAAUAUUUAUUAUCAAAAAUUCAUGGCCUAUCAAUUGAACAACUUCUAUGGGAAUUUGAUAUAAUUUGUAGUAAUAUUCUUGAUGCUGAUGUACUUCUUGUACAAGCUACAAUAAAAAAUGUUGCAAAUAUUAUUUCAAAUGAUCAAAUGUUAUUUGCUGGAGAAAUUAUUUUACGAUUAAAAAAUAUUAAAAAUCGUUAUAGUGAACAUAUUGAAUCUUUAUAUAGUCAAGCAUAUGAAUGGUGUGAAUCAUGUGGUGCAUCUGUAUUUGUACCACUUUCAUCAUGGCUAUCAACAAUUCCACCAAUGAUAAUUACAAUUUUACCAUGUAAUGAUGGAGCAUUUAAAAUAGCUCCAACAACAUUUAAUCAACAUGUUUUUUGUACAACACGACAUAAUGAAAUAGCUAUGUAUCAUAUACCAUCAAAAAAACUUGUUAAAAAAUUUACUGGUCAUACGGAAUUAAUAACAUCAAUUCGAUUAACAUAUAAUAGUAAAUUUUUAAUAUCAGCAUCAACAGAUCGAACUAUAAAAUUAUUUAAUCUUAAUUCAGGAGAUUUAGAAAAUACUUAUAAUAUUCAUCAAGAUGAAAUACUUUGUAUGACAGUUUCACAUAAUAAUGAACAAAUAGUGACUGGUUCAUGUGAUCGAUUUAUUGUUGUAAUUCGUCUUGAAACAGGUGAAGUUGAACAUUCAAUAGAACAACAUACAGAUGCUGUUACAGCUAUUGCUCUUACACAAGACGAUACUAUUUUAAUUUCAGCUUCACGCGAUCAAACUAUUAAACGGUGGACUUUUCGUGGAAUGCAAUUAGUUAAUACAAUCGAUAAAAUAGGAUCACCUAUUAGACAUAUGAUUAUUUCAACUGAUGAUACAUUUAUUAUUGUUGCUUGUGAUGAUACAUCAGUUCAAGUUAAAUCACUUGUAACUGGAAGUGAUAUUCAUAAUCUUGAAGGACAUUCAUCAGAAGUUACAAGUCUUUCAGUAUCACAUGAUUCAAUGUGUUGUUAUGUUGGUUGUAGUAAUGCACAUAUCUAUGUUUAUAAUCUUCGUUCACGUGUUCUUCUUCGAAAAUUAAAUUAUCAUGAUUCAUCAGUCAAUGAUCUUUAUAUAUCAACUGAUGAUUAUUUUCUUUUCUCAGCAGCCGAAAAUGCAAUACAUGUUUUGAAUGUUAAACAACAAUUUAAUGAUUUUUCUGGUAAUGAUUUAUCAUCAUCAUCAUCCUCAUUAUCAUCAGAUUCUAUAACAGCAUUAUCAAUAUCACGUGAAGGUGAUGUAGCUAUAGCUGGUUGUGCUAGUGGUAUUGUUCAAUUAUUUAAUUUAAUCAAUGGUGAAUUUACUGAACAAAUUGUUGAUCAUCGUGCACCUGUGACACAAGUUGCACUUUCACAUUCAUAUUUAUUUUCAUUAUCUGGUUCAAGAGAUACAACAGUUAAAGUUUAUGAUAAUGAAAUGGGAGAAAUUGUUGCUGAAUUUACUGCUCAUUCAGCUGCAAUAUCACACUUACGUAUAUUAGAAGAUAAUCGAAAGAUUUUAUCAAGUGAUGAACAAAAUUAUAUAAAAACAUGGUGGGCAAAUACCGGUGAAUUGAUUGAUUCGUACAAUGUCCCAUGUAAAAUGCUCGGUGUUUCUCCUGAUGGAAAAUAUGUUGUAUCAGGAAAUGGAGAUAAUAUUUUAAAAAUUUGGUCAUUGGAUGAUGCACGUGUUGUACGUUCAAUUGAUCAUACAGAAGGAAAAAUUACAUGUAUGGCUUUUCGAACAGAUUCACAAUAUUUAGUUACAGGUGGUGAAGAUUUUAGUUCUAAAUUAUGGGAAUUAUCAUCGGGAAAAUUAACACAGGUUCUUGUUGAACAUGAACAAUCUAUUUCAGCUGUAGUAAUCAGUGAAGAUGGAAAACAUGUUUUAACAGGUGACAAAAGUGGCGAAGCAAUUAUUUGGUCAUUUAAAGACGCUUCUCAAGAUGGUCUUCUUUCUGCUUGGUCUACUAUAACUGGCAUACAUCUAGCUACAUUUCAUUUUAAUCAAAAUCUAGUUAAAUUACUUGUUUCACAAAGUGGAGCUCGUUAUGCAGCAAUUCUACAAAAUUCACCAUGUGUUGCUAUGCUUAGUCUUUUCAAUAUACCAUUUAGUGAUGCAUCGAGAAUGGCACAACGUCAUAGUCAGAAUAUACACAAUACAAUAUUACCAAUAAAACCCAAACCAUUACUUUAUCCAAAAGAUUCAAUGAUCUUGACUGAUUCUCGAGAAAGUUCAAAAAUUGAUCAACUUGGUGGCGAUUUGAUACUUAUUAUAACAAUGAAUAUAGAAAAUUUCGAAUAUGAUACUCUCUAUAUAAUCUUAACAUCCAAUAUAUGCAAUGGUCCUGUGAUUAAAUUUAUUAUUCGUUUCCAUAUUCUAUAUCCAUGGUUAUUAUUUCCAUUUGGUUUUAUUGGUUCAUUAUUAACAAUAUUAAUAUUUACAAGGAAAAAAUUUCAAAGAUUUGGUUGUUCAAUAUUAUUUGUUGCAGAAAGUGUUAUGGAUUUAUUAUUAAUUACAAUAAAUUGUAUUCAUCUUAUUAUACUUUAUACAUUUAAAUCUUAUUUUUUUCAACGUACUAUUUAUUUAUAUCGACUUUAUAAAUUUUCAACAAAUUAUUUUUCCCAUUGUGCCGUAUGGAUUUUAUGUGUCAUAUCACUUGAACGAGCUGCCGUCACACGACAUUCUGUUUGGAGUCAAAAUGUUUUUAAUCGUAAACAUUCAUAUUGUACAUUAGUUAUCAUAUAUACAUUAUUAUUUUUUCUUAAUAUGCAUUAUUUAAUAUUUUUUCAUCCUGAACCAGUAAAAUCCAGUGUAUGUAUUUAUAAUGAAACAGAAAAAAAAUUAUCAAAUAUGCGUAGUACAAGUUCAAUUGGAGCAUCUGUUGUCGUAUAUAGUUUCUAUUUGAAAUUUCUUUCAUCUGGAAUGGAUUUUCUUAUAAAUUCUUUAAUACCAUUUAUAAUAAUCUUAAUAGCUAAUGCAACUGUUAUGUAUUCUGUUUGUAAAUCCAAUAUAGAAAUGAAAGAAUUAGGUUUAAGACAAACACGUUCACCACGUGAUACACAAUUGGCAUAUAUUUUAUUUGUAUCAACAUUACUUUUUCUCUUAUUAACAUUUCCGUUACGAGUUUUUUCUGUUAUUGAACCAUAUUUGAAAUAUGAUAAAGAAUAUUUAAUUUUAUUGGAUGGUAUUAUGAGAUUUUUAUUAUAUCUUGAUCAUGGAUGUGGAUUUUAUUUGUAUACAUUCACUGGCGAAUUAUUUCGUCGUGAAUUUAAAAGAUUUUUUAAUGACUUUUUAUUUUUAAUUUUUCGAUCACGUUUUUAUAAUUCGUCAACAAUUGAAUCUCGUCGUCAAAGUGAAAUAAGUGGUUCAAAUGGUGUUUCUAUUUUUGUACAAAUAGUAUAUUCUACUCACCACCAAUCUAAUCAGCAAGAACAACAUGGAAAUGAUAAAUUAAAAGAUUCAUCAAAUAAUUGUGGAACAAAUAAAUCAUCGUUGCAUCCAUUACAAUUACAGAAAACUUUCUAUAAAACACCAUUUCAUCCACAAUGUGCUUAUAGUAGGCCGCGUCAAAUUCGUUCUUUUUCAAGUUCACCAUCCCAUUCAACAGUGAUUCCUAAUGACGAACAGAAACGUUUAUUUAAAAUGAAUACUACUAAUAAUAAUGAUACUAACCAAGUCCGUGUUGUUAAACGACAUAGUUUAUCUUGUUUUGAUUUUCCAUUUCAAACUUUAACAGUAUCAGUGACAUCAUCAAAUAAUCUAGAGUGA
Rotaria sp. Silwood2 is the source of this 6327-nucleotide messenger RNA. The record is from the annotation of a GenBank genome assembly. NCBI's taxonomy places the organism in Eukaryota, Metazoa, Rotifera, Eurotatoria, Philodinida, Philodinidae.